This is a messenger RNA of Symphalangus syndactylus (siamang), 5224 nucleotides long. RefSeq names its product potassium voltage-gated channel modifier subfamily S member 2 (gene KCNS2). Lineage: Eukaryota; Metazoa; Chordata; Mammalia; Primates; Hylobatidae. Gene Ontology annotation, molecular function: voltage-gated potassium channel activity; protein binding. The record is from RefSeq and is a predicted model, not a curated record. Gene Ontology annotation, biological process: action potential; protein homooligomerization; potassium ion transmembrane transport. Gene Ontology annotation, cellular component: voltage-gated potassium channel complex; membrane.
CCGGCUCACAGGGCGACUGCGGCGCGGGCUCCUGACUCUCUCGGCGGGUGAGGGGCGCGCGGAUCCGGAGAGGGGGCUCCGCGAGCGGCGGGACCACGCAGCCACCUGUGAGCCUUCCGUAGCUGCGGGCGGCGGCGGCGUGCCCGGCCCGAGACGGGAGGAGACGCUCGGCGGCCCCCGCCCGCCGGCCCGCCGGGCGCACACUCGGGCGCACACACUCGCACCCGCGCACGCACCGCCAGCAGGCAGCGGCCACCGCCGCGAUGCUCGCCCGCGGGUUGGGGAAGUUUCCCGCCGGCCUCGGCCGCGGGCGCCCGUGCUCCCAGGUGUAGCGCCCCCGCGCGGCGCGGGCGGCCGGCGCCUCCAGCAUGACCGGCCAGAGCCUGUGGGACGUGUCGGAGGCCAACGUCGAGGACGGGGAGAUCCGCAUCAACGUGGGCGGCUUCAAGAGGAGGCUGCGCUCGCACACGCUGCUGCGCUUCCCCGAGACGCGCCUGGGCCGCUUGCUGCUCUGCCACUCGCGCGAGGCCAUUCUGGAGCUCUGCGAUGACUACGACGACGUCCAGCGGGAGUUCUACUUCGACCGCAACCCUGAGCUCUUCCCCUACGUGCUGCAUUUCUAUCACACCGGCAAGCUUCACGUCAUGGCCGAGCUGUGUGUCUUCUCCUUCAGCCAGGAGAUCGAGUACUGGGGCAUCAACGAGUUCUUCAUUGACUCCUGCUGCAGCUACAGCUACCAUGGCCGCAAAGUAGAGCCCGAGCAGGAGAAGUGGGACGAGCAGAGUGACCAGGAGAGCACCACGUCUUCCUUCGAUGAGAUCCUUGCCUUCUACAACGACGCCUCCAAGUUCGAUGGGCAGCCCCUCGGCAACUUCCGCAGGCAGCUGUGGCUGGCGCUGGACAACCCCGGCUACUCAGUGCUGAGCAGGGUCUUCAGCAUCCUGUCCAUCCUGGUGGUGAUGGGGUCAAUCAUCACCAUGUGCCUCAAUAGCCUGCCCGACUUCCAAAUCCCUGACAGCCAGGGCAACGCCGGCGAGGACCCUAGGUUCGAAAUCGUGGAGCACUUUGGCAUCGCCUGGUUCACAUUUGAGCUGGUGGCCAGGUUUGCUGUGGCCCCUGACUUCCUCAAGUUCUUCAAGAAUGCCCUAAACCUUAUUGACCUCAUGUCCAUCGUCCCCUUUUACAUCACUCUGGUGGUGAAUCUGGUGGUGGAGAGCACACCUACUUUAGCCAACUUGGGCAGGGUGGCCCAGGUCCUGAGGCUGAUGCGGAUCUUCCGCAUCUUAAAGCUGGCCAGGCACUCCACUGGCCUCCGCUCCCUGGGGGCCACUUUGAAAUACAGCUACAAAGAAGUAGGGCUGCUCUUGCUCUACCUCUCCGUGGGGAUUUCCAUCUUCUCCGUGGUGGCCUACACCAUUGAAAAGGAGGAGAACGAGGGCCUGGCCACCAUCCCUGCCUGCUGGUGGUGGGCUACUGUCAGUAUGACCACAGUGGGGUACGGGGAUGUGGUCCCAGGGACCACGGCAGGGAAGCUGACUGCCUCUGCCUGCAUCUUGGCAGGCAUCCUCGUGGUGGUCCUGCCCAUCACCUUGAUCUUCAAUAAGUUCUCCCACUUUUACCGGCGCCAAAAGCAACUUGAGAGUGCCAUGCGCAGCUGUGACUUUGGAGAUGGAAUGAAGGAGGUCCCUUCAGUCAAUUUAAGGGACUAUUAUGCCCAUAAAGUUAAAUCCCUCAUGGCAAGCCUGACGAACAUGAGCAGGAGCUCACCAAGUGAACUCAGUUUAAAUGAUUCCCUACAUUAGCCGGGAGGACUUGUCACCCUCCACCCCACAUUGCUGAGCUGCCUCUUCUGGCACAGCCCAGGCACCUUAUGGUUAUGGUGUAAGGAGUACGCCCAGCCCCUGAGGGGAAAGAUGCAUGGGAUAUGCACCCAGGUUUCUUUUACAGUAUUUAGAAUCGUUUUUAGAGGGUGGUGUGUCUGACACCAUGCCUUUGCACCUUUCCAUGAAAUGACACUCACUGGUCUUUGCAUCAUGGGCAUAAAAUGUUCACCUUUUUGCCAGAUGAGUACACCCAGAAUGCUAAUUUUUCUGUCCAUCGUGUACGCUAUUCUAGUGCUUGUGGCCCAGUACUGUCUAUGAGUUGUUGUGCUCCUGUUUCUGAGGUUGUCGUGUGAGUUCUGUACAAAAAGCCCCCACAAGUCUGUCCAGUGGAAAUGCAUCUAUGAGGUCAGCAAGGAUAUCAUGAAAUUUUGCUCACAGUCAUGUGAAAACAAAAUCUCAGCUCUUUAUCCAUUGCUUUCACUUAGUUUUAAUACCAAAACAAAGAGAAUGCAAAGUUAAGCAGACUUGACCAAUGCAAGUCUGUAAGUUGUUUUUAUAAAUGAUCUGUAGUUCCGUGGCUUGCAUGGGUGCACCAAUCAUCUUUAGAACGAUGUACACUGAUGUUCAUCUCAUAAAUGUCACUCUUUAGAGAAUGUUACUUAGUUAAACAUGCAGUGAAGAUAGAUUUUUUUUCCCCAAGAACAGAUGCAUUAGGGAGAGGGGCUUCAGCUAAAUAGUCCAAACCCUAGGGUGCUUAAAGCCAAGUUAGUGCAGGCUGAGCCCCUUGGUUCAUGGUCAAGCCUCCUUGUUUCCUAGGGUGACUGUAGAGAAAUGUAUUUCUGGAUGAGGUUUCUGAUCUAGGAAAUUUGACCAAACUUUGCUGUGUCUAAGAUAUUAGCAUGUUUUUGAAAUAUUUAUUUUUUAAGAUGUUUAGGAGUAAGGUCGUGUUGUCUUCCUCAACUAAAAAGUUUACUGUUGUAUCGUCUCCCUGAGGUGAACGUUGUUGGGUUGCUAGCAAGGGCAGUAGCUUAAAUACUUUUGUUGCCUGCUCUGAAAGCUCAUCAAAUGAGAGCCCUUUUAUUUCCAAGCAGAAUUUACUCAGAUAAUUUUGCUUCUAGGAUAUAGUAUGUUGUAUAUGAUGCUAUGAUUGCCCUGGAGUUCCUGCCAUGACAUGGAAACCUGGUGGUAUGGAAUCAUGUACUCAAAAUAUAGACGUGCAUGAAGGUGGUGUGGCUGACCCAGGAUGGAAACGCUGCAGUUCUUACUUGCAUUCCAACUGCCUUUCAUUGGGGGCGAGUGGGUAGAGGCCAGGAGAAAGGAAAGAGUUGUAAAAUAAAAAACUGCUAGUUCAUAAAAUGUCAUAAAAAAUUGUAAACUUGAAAAGUUUACUGCUAUUCAAAAGACCUUCGAGCUUCCAAACUUGUAUCGAAGGGAGACGACUGUUUCCUCCUCCAAAAUGCUCCUGCUCCUCUUGUUCGGUUAACCAGCACAUAACAUUGUGUUGGGGAACCUGGGUUCCUCUAUAAGAUAAUUCUUCUCCAUCAUCUUUAAGGUAAUCUGAUGGUUUUCCAGGUGGCUUUCAUUAUUGUUCCAUCUUUGAAAAGGCAAUAGAACCCAGGGGUCUGAGCAUGGAGCUAUCCAGGCUUUUCAUCCAAAGGUUGGGCCUCUUCUUAAGAGGUCCUUUUGUGUUUCAGUUGAUUGAAGAUGAUACUUACCUCAUGGAGGUGUGGCAAGGAUCUUAUCAGAAGGCUUUGUGUUCUUGUAAAUGUCAUGGCUACUACAAUGUGGGUGAUUUAUUGAAUGAAUUCACUAGCCACUUGUGUCUUGGAGCCCCCAGUUCAAAUCUUUCUAUUGGACUGGAGGCUCGUGGGAGGCUGGGAGGUGGCUGCCUCCUAGUGUCUACAUCCAUGUCUCUGAAGCAUCAGGAAAAGUGAGAUGACUUAGAGACAACCAGGCACUGAAUCAGAGGAGCAGGAUUAUUUUUCAGAAUUUGCACAUGGAACACUUAGAUUUGGCUGGUGCUUCCAGCCCUGGAAGGCAUAACGUUUACAGAAUCAUCCCCAGCUGCACUGAAGGCAGGUAGUGGUACAGACUUAUGAGGACCGAUCAGUUUGCCAAGGCUGAUGGUAUUGGGUCACUGAGCCUGGUAUCCAUGGCCGCUGACCAGGAAGCUUAUGCAAAGUGGAAGCAAGGAAGGAGGCAGAAUAACAGUCACUCUCAUGAAGAUUUUUCUAAACAAGAAGGCUUACCACCAAAAAAAGAGGUACCCUUGUGGUUACCCUUUGCAGAUGUGAAAGCUGGAAAACUUGACUUUUCUUUUUGAUAAUGACUUGCAUUUAUCUGGUGCCUUUCAUUGGAGGAAUCCCAACGUGCUUUAGAGACUAUCUUUUUAACAUCUCUUGUACAUACAUAUAUACUUAUAUAAAAUAUUAUCUUGCCCAACUGGACCUUUGGUCACUUCUGAGCAUGAGAAUAUCCCAAUAACAUUGAGUUUUUCAAGUGGUGGUUUCAGAUAAGUGGGAGAGAGAACAACCCGGCUGGCUUGAACCCUGGAGCUAAUUCCCACAAGGGAUAUAGACUGAAUGGUGACCCAGGGAGAAAUAAUCUUCCUCUCCCCUAAAGUCUCACUAAGGUGUGAAGUUUACAGGUGCUCUCCAUUGGGUCUUUGAUUGACCUUGCUAGAUAACAUCUAAGCAGCAGUUUCUUUUAGUCCCUGAAGCUAACCAGGGAGGGUCAGGUUAAUUUUCUGUAAAAAUAUGAGGUGACAUCUUUGGCAACCAGGCUGUCAGACUGACCUGUAAACCUCCUUUAGGGGGACAGAGUAGAAACUGGAGAUGACUUGUUUCCAGCUGUGAGCUUGAGAGAAGUAUCACUCCCAGCAUUUGAAGGUUAUUGCUUUCUAUGCCAUUGGGACAAAUAUAUGGGCCAGGCUUUGAUAUCUGUGAUGCGCAUUUUGGAAGCGCUGGGUUGGGAAGUGACACGUCUGUUGCACAAAUGCAUAUUGGUUAUAGGUUUGUGUUUUCUGCCAAACCCCCAUAUUUCUUGGGUUUGUGAGGAAGGGCAUGUUGUAAUGCCGAGCUGAUUUGUAGCUUGUAAGGUAGUAAUUGGUAUUUAACAUUUGGAUUUGUUAUUUCUACUUAUCUUAGCACUCAAAUAAUUGAACUACCUGCUAAUUCUUGCCUCAUUUCAAAGAAAAUAAGUUGUUAUGCACUUUGGGAUAGGGGUGAUCUGUACAGGCUGUGUGUUAGCUACUUGAAGGCUUAACUGGUAUUUCUUGUGUGUAAGCAUGACUUCUUACAGAGUUGUAAUUUUUAAAAUUGAGGAUGCCGUAUUUGAGAUGUCGGUUUUAACACUCAUUAACACACUAUUGUGCAAGCAUUGACGCAGGCUGCACUGAACCA